Molecule: messenger RNA, 1554 nt
Organism: Salvia splendens (bonfire salvia)
Lineage: Eukaryota; Viridiplantae; Streptophyta; Magnoliopsida; Lamiales; Lamiaceae
Product: cyclin-D3-1
Exons: 5
Coding region: 96-1085 (329 amino acids)
Source: RefSeq, a predicted model, not a curated record
CGCCAUUUCAUACAUAUCCUUAGAUUCUCUCCCAAAUCUUUAUUUAGAUUUGAGUAAAACAAAAUUCAACACAAGAAAAAAAAAACAACACUAAUAUGGAGAGUAGCUCUCAAUCAAUGCUCUCUCCUAGUAGUCUCCUAUGUAAAGAGGAUUUGGGAAGUUUAGGCGGUGAAGAGGAUGAAGAAAUUUCAGUAUAUGCAAAUGAUGAUGAUUACAUUCAAACACUUCUUGAUAAAGAAAUCAGAGAUGGAGUGUCCCAAAUGCAAGAUCUUCUCCGGAAUUCUUGGAUUCAAAGGAGGCGUUUGGAGGGGAUUGAUUACAUUCUCAGAAAAAGGGAAGUUCUUGGAUUUGGAGUGGAAACUGCUUAUGCAUCAGUUACAUAUCUUGAUAGAUUUCUCUCGAUAAGAUCUAUUGAUGAAGAGCAAUCUUGGGCCAUGAGGCUUUUGUCUAUGGCUUGUCUGUCACUGGCUGCCAAAGUGGAGGAAAUUAGGGUGCCAGCAUUGUCUGAAUUUUGUGUUGAAGAUUACAAUUUUGAGAGCAGUGUGAUUCAGAGGAUGGAGCUUUUGGUCUUGAAUGCUUUGGGUUGGAAAAUGGGAUCUUUAACCCCUUUCAGUUUCACCACAUUCUUUGCUAGCAAGUUUUGUGACAACAAUUCACCACCAAAAAACUGGCUUUCAAGAGUCAAGGAAGUUAUUUUGACCUCAGUGAGAGAUGCAAAAAUAAUGUGUCAUAGGCCAUCUGUGAUAUCAGCAGCUGCCACAUUGCUUGUAUUAGACCAAGAAUUGACAAAAGAUGCAUUGCACCUCAAGAUUGGUUGCUUGACACCUCUUCACUCUUACAAUAGUGAUACUAUCAUUUCUUGCUACAAUUCAUUUCAAGAAAUGGAGAUUGAGAGAUUGAAUGUAGCCAAAGGCAUUGACUCUCCUGUUCUAUCCCCUAUCCAAUUACAAGAUUAUGGAAGUUACUCCGUGAAUCCCUCGAAGCGAACACGCCUCGUGUUCGAUCGGAUGGAUGAAUCCUGCAAUGUGGAUGAGAAGAAGAAGAAGAAGAAGAAGAAGAAGAAGAAGAAGAAGCCAAAGCCUUGAAAGGAAGCAUCAACUUGGGUGAGAGUUAUGCUUGUGAUGAUAAUUUUCAUGUUUGUAUAUGAUUUAUGGAGUUGAUUCGACACAAAGUAGAAAGGAAAUAUAUUCAUUUGGGAAAAGGGGAAAGGAAAAAGGAAGGAUGAAGUUUGGCAGAAGAACAUGAAAGCUACAUGAGAAGUUUGAAAGAAUGAAAAGGAAAGGAAAUGAAGCUCACAAAGAUGAUGACUUUCACACAGUUUUGGCCAUUGGGUUUUCUUGAAAAACCAAUUUGUUUGAUUGAUUAUUUUUAACUACAUAUUUAUAUUUAUAGCUUAUUAUAGCCACAUGCAGCCCUAGUUUUAGUGGGUCUGCUUUUUUUCAAAUUGUUUUUUAGGUUUUGGAAAGGUGAGAAAAAAUAAUGUGAUUGAGGAAGAGGGUUGUCUGCUGUCUCUUUGAUUAGAUACACUUGUGUUGCAAUAUUUCCCAUCACAAA